GCGGCAAUAUACCUUUUUGGAUGUAGUCUGUAAACAUUAAAGAAGAAGAAGAAAGCCAUAGACGACAGUCUCAAGUUAAAUGUUUCUUCAAAAUGUCGAAACCACAGUUGUUGACUGUGUUUAUAGCCAAGCGAUUAAUAUCGGCAGCCGUUAACAUAUUUGGGAUAGAGGAAAGGUGGAUAGCCCAGUACCAGGAGCCACUAGCAGCAGUGACUGUUGAGAUAAUGGCGGCGGUGGAAACGACGAUUGAACAAGAGCUCUCUCGUUCAAAGGAGGAGAUUGAACGUCUACGGAGGCUUCUUCUGGAGUUGGGAGCAGACCCCCAGCAGCUAACUGUCCCUGAAGAGGAGGUUCCCCCUGAGCAGCAGCACUGUGAGCAGGAGUGGAGCCCCAGUCUGGGGCAGCAGGACCCAGAGUCCACACAGAUUAAAGAGGAACGGGAGGAAGUCAGGACGAGUCAGGAGGAAGAGCAGCUUCACAGACUUGAGUCUGAUUCCACAGAUGUUGUAGAGUUCAUAUUUACUGCUCCUCCCUGUGUGGAAAAGUACUCUGAUCAGGACAGAGACACUCUACCCACCAACACAACUGAACAGAUACAAACAGAACCUAAUGGAGAGGACCACAGAGUAUCAGAACCAACCAGUGACUCUCUGCUCCUCUCUGCAGUAAAUCCAGACUGUUCUGCAGCUCACAGUGAAAUCAUUGUAAGUGUGGAUGAGGAUGAGAGUGAUGAACCUGUGUUAAAGACCCUCAAAUCAAGGAGGACACAGGCAGAGAAACGACAAAGCUCUCAAGUCUGCACUGAGGCCAAGACAACCAGUGAGCUGAAAGAACCAUUGAAGUCUCACACGAAUAAGAAACCAUUUAAAUGUCCUGUGUGCAGUAAACACUAUAAGACACUAGGCGGUUUAAAAACACAUCAGAGAAUUCACUCAACUGAAAAUAAUCAUCACUGCAAGAAAUGUGGCAAAUCAUUUAACUUGUUGCAGCAAUGGAAGAAACAUAUGAAGACUCACACAGAGGAGGAAUCACCUACAUGUCAUGUGUGCAGUAAAAGUUUUAAACUACCAAACCAUCUGAAAACUCAUAUGAGAUGCCACACCGUAGAGACAUCCAGUCAGUGUCCAAUAUGUGAAAAACACUUUAAAUCAACGAAAGACCUAGAGAGUCAUCAGAGAAUUCACACGGGAGAGAAACCGUAUCAGUGUACAACAUGUGAAAAAUGCUUUCAAUCAAUGAAAUAUCUAAAGAGUCAUCAGAGAAUUCACACUGGAGAGAAACCGUAUCCGUGUACAACGUGUGAAAAAUGCUUUACAUUGGCAAAAGAUCUAAAGAAACAUCAGAGAAUUCACAUUGAAGAUCAACUAUACCAGUGUCCAACAUGUGCAAAAUGCUUCAAGUCAAAGUACAAUCUUAAACACCACAAGAAAAUUCACACUGAAGAGAAAUCGUAUAGCUGCAAUGAUUGUGUCAAGUGUUACAGGACCAAGACAGGCUUAGAAGAGCAUGUGAGGACUCACACAGGAGAGAAACCUUUUAAGUGUUCUGUGUGUGAAAAGUUCUUUACUUCAACGACCAUUCUAAGACGCCACGAGAGAACUCACAGUGGAGAGAAACCACACGGAUGCACACAAUGCAACAAACGCUUCCCUGUCAAAUCAGACCUGGUUAAACACAUGAGGACUCACACAGGGGAGAAACCUUUUAGCUGUACAGAAUGUGACAAAUGUUUCAGUCAUAACAUUAGCCUGAGACUACACAUGAGAACUCACACCGGGGUGAAACCAUACAGCUGCAAAGAAUGUGGCAAAUGUUUUUCUGUUAACAGUAACCUGAGAAUGCACAUGAAAAUUCACACAGGAGAGAAAUCGUUUUGUUGCCAAGAAUGUGGUAAAUGUUUCCGUCAUAAAAUUAGCCUGAGACUGCAUAUGAUGACUCACAGUGGUGAAGAGAAUGUUCAUGGAUGUACUCAAUGCAACAAACGUUUUCCCAUCAAAUCUCUCCUGGUUAAACACAUGAUAACGCACACAGGGGAGAAAUCUAAUAGCUGCAAAGAAUGUAACAAAUGUUUCCUUCAUAACAUUAGCCUGAGACUGCACAUGAGAAUGCACACAGGGGAGAAAUCAUAUACCUGCAAAGCAUGUGGCAAAUGUUUCCAAAACAAGAUGGUUCUGACGAGGCAUAUGAGAACUCACACAGGAGAGAAUCCAUACAAGUGUCCUCUUUGUGUCAGUUCCCUUAUGUCAUCAAAAGAACUCAAACAUAUUUACGUGGGAGACAAACCAGAGUCCGAACAACCAGAGAAUCCAUCGUGUCUCUGCAGCGAUUGUGGCAAAUGCUUCCCGACGAUGAAAACCCUGAGAGACCAUAUGAGGACCACACAUGACGAGAGAAGGCAUCCGUGCUCUGUUUGUGGAGAUUUGUUUAUGUCAUUGGGUUCUCUUAAAGUUCACCAGAAAAUUCACACUGGAGAGAAACCACAGCAAUGUUCUGUUUGUGGAAAAUAUUUUGCAUUGUAGUGAUGGGAAGUUUGGCUCUUUUUACAGACUCUGAUCUUUGACUCGUUUAAAUAACUCAUCUUUCGAGUCAGUAAUGCCCAGAGCACGCAGGACCCCCUCCCGGUGAAUGAUGAAAUGAUUCUACAAGUCUCUCGUUCACUAUAAGGGGCUUAUUGGAGUUGUCAUUUGUAAAAGUGGCUUUAAGCAAUGUACAUUUGUCAUUGCCAUACAUACAAAUUAUAUUAUUUAUUGAUAGCUUGUAAAAGGAGGUCUAGCUACGGCCUGACUAGGAGGGAGGUCUAGGUACGGCCUGACUAGGAGGGAGGUCUAGGUACGGCCUGACUAGGAGGGAGGUCUAGGUACGGCCUGACUAGGAGGGAGGUCUAGGUACGGCCUGACUAGGAAGGAGGUCUAGGUACGGCCUGACUAGGAGGGAGGUCUAGGUACGGCCUGACUAGGAGGGAGGUCUAGGUACGGCCUGACUAGGAAGGAGGUCUAGGUACGGCCUGACCAGGAGGGAGGUCUAGGUACGGCCUGACCAGGAAGGAGGUCUAGGUACGGCCUGACCAGGAAGGAGGUCUAGGUACGGCCUGACUAGGAAGGAGGUCUAGGUACGGCCUGACCAGGAAGGAGGUCUAGGUACGGCCUGACUAGGAGGGAGGUCUAGGUACGGCCUGACCAGGAAGGAGGUCUAGGUACGGCCUGACCAGGAGGGAGGUCUAGGUACGGCCUGACCAGGAGGGAGGUCUAGGUACGGCCUGACUAGGAGGGAGGUCUAGGUACGGCCUGACUAGGAGGGAGGUCUAGGUACGGCCUGACUAGGAGGGAGGUCUAGGUACGGCCUGACUAGGAAGGAGGUCUACAAGCUGUGUAUCAUCAUAACAUUCAAUUAUUAAUGACUUAGGGGCGGCAGGUAGCCUAGUAGUUAGUGUUGGUCUAGUAACCGAAAGAUUGCAAGAUCGAAUCCCCGAGCUGACAAGGUAAAAAUCUAUCGUUCUGCCCCUGAACAAGGCAGUUAACCCACUGUUCCCCGGUAGGCCGUUAUUGUAAAUAAGAAUUUGUUCUUAACUGACUUGACUAAUUAAAUAAAGGUAAAAAAAAUAAAAUGGUAUUAAUGUUUGCACCAUGCGUUCAGUUAUCAGAUCUAAACACGUCUUUUUGGCACUGCGCUCUCUGCAGGCUUAUCUUUAUCCUGCCUGGGUAUAUGACAGACAGCUGUUGGUCAGAGCACGUCUCUGGAGCCGCUGAGCCGGAGGAGGAGGAGCGUGUGGCAAUCCUAUAGUAGGACUCAAUGCGGCCAGCAGGUCAAACCAACAGCUAAAAUGAACGAGUCACUCAGAAAAACGAGUCCGUAAAAAGAGUCGUUCACAAAGAAAAAGAAUCGUUCGCAACCUGACAACGCAAUAGUGAUGUGGAGUUUAUCUAAAACUCCACCAGGGAGUUCAUUCUGGAGAGAAACGUUGUCAGGUUAGCUAAAACUCCACCAGGGAGUUCACUCUGGAGAGAAACGUUGUCAGGUUAGCUAAAACUCCACCAGGGAGUUCACUCUGGAGAGAAACGUUGUCAGGUUAGCUAAAACUCCACCAGGGAGUUCACUCUGGAGAGAAACGUUGUCAGGUUAGCUAAAACUCCACCAGGGAGUUCACUCUGGAGAGAAACGUUGUCAGGUUAGCUAAAACUCCACCAGGGAGUUCACUCUGGAGAGAAACGUUGUCAGGUUAGCUAAAACUCCACCAGGGAGUUCACUCUGGAGAGAAACGUUGUCAGGUUAGCUAAAACUCCACCAGGGAGUUCACUCUGGAGAGAAACAUUGUCAGGUUAGCUAAAACUCCACCAGGGAGUUCACUCUGGAGAGAAACCGUUCAGCUGCAACUACUUUAGAAAUUGACAGAACUUGUAGAAUAUGGUAGAAAGUCAGUUGAUUUCAUAGAGAGCAGUCAGUCAGUGUCUUGGCACCAAGAGUCCCUGUUAAUCUAUGAUAAAAGACAGUGUCCUGAGUGGUAUUAUCUCUCAACCCUGUUCAUCUAUGGUA
This is a messenger RNA of Salvelinus fontinalis (brook trout), 4530 nucleotides long. RefSeq names its product oocyte zinc finger protein XlCOF6-like. The record is from RefSeq and is a predicted model, not a curated record. Gene Ontology annotation, molecular function: RNA polymerase II transcription regulatory region sequence-specific DNA binding; DNA-binding transcription factor activity, RNA polymerase II-specific. The coding region runs from base 93 to 2519 and encodes 808 amino acids. Lineage: Eukaryota; Metazoa; Chordata; Actinopteri; Salmoniformes; Salmonidae. Gene Ontology annotation, biological process: regulation of transcription by RNA polymerase II. The transcript is spliced from 2 exons. Gene Ontology annotation, cellular component: nucleus.